AUGAUUCUUCAAACUAUCGCUAUAGUGGUGGGUACCUUAGUGUGUGGUUGUCUCAACUCACUCCUAACCAAAUACCAGGAUAAUCAAUGUGUGGCGAAUUGUGACGAUCCGGAUAUAUCAAAGCACAAAAACUUCGAACAACCUGCCAUACAAACGCUUCAAAUGUUCAUCGGUGAACUAGGCAUCUACAUCGUUUACUACAUCCUUUAUAAAUCCCCAUUAUCAAGAAUUACGAAGUACCAGCCAUUGGACGAAGGAGCGCAUACUACGCAAAAAACAAGAAGCAUUCUUCUUGCAAUUCCGUCGAUAUGUGAUUUGUUGGCUACGACAUGUAUGAACGUGGGAUUGAUCUACACGCCAGUUUCCAUAUACCAAAUGACAAGAGGAGCUAUUGUACUUUUUGUUGCAAUACUCUCGGUGUUGUUUUUGAAGCGUAAAAUUAGAACUUUAGAGUGGAUUGCGUUGGUUAUAGUGACUGUGGGAAUUGGUAUUGUUGGGUAUUCGGGAAGCAAAGGUGGGACUCAAAACACAAAGCGCGAGGAGCCCGCAUUGGUGAUCUUUGGAAUGUCAUUGAUUAUAUUGGCUGUCUCGCUUCAAGCGGUUCAGUUUGUGGUAGAGGAGAAGAUUCUCGCUAAGUACCACUUCACUCCGUUACGGUUGGUUUACACUGAAGGUUUCUUUGGAGUGGUCAUUUUGACGACUGCCAUGAUUGUUUUGAACUUUAUUGCAGGGCUGCUUCAGCUGGAGAAGCAAUUUCAUGAUUCCCCCUUCAAUGUGCAUGAAUCGUUGUCUCAGACAUUUUCUCUGCGUGAAAUUCUCUUGUCAUCUUUGGCGAUCAUGGUCUGCAUUUCUUCAUUCAAUUUUUGCGGCGUUUCCCUUACGCUGCAGCUUUCAGCCACUGCUCGAUCCACCAUAGAUAGCUGCAGAACGUUGUUGGUUUGGCUAUUUGCAAUGGCAUUGGGGUGGGAAGUCUUCAAUUUCGUGCAGUUUUUGGGAUUUGUGACUCUUGUCUUUGGUACGCUUUGUUUCAAUGGUGUGCUUCAGCCUGAAGACUGGACAUUCAUUCCGGAAUUUCUCAAAGAUCAAGAACACAAGUAUGAAAGACUCAUUGAUGUUGUUGAUGAGCCUGUGGAGCGAAUGUGA
Candidozyma auris is the source of this 1143-nucleotide messenger RNA. RefSeq lists its product as uncharacterized. Gene Ontology annotation, cellular component: intracellular membrane-bounded organelle; Golgi membrane. Gene Ontology annotation, molecular function: pyrimidine nucleotide-sugar transmembrane transporter activity. The transcript has a single exon. The record is from RefSeq and is a predicted model, not a curated record. NCBI's taxonomy places the organism in Eukaryota, Fungi, Ascomycota, Pichiomycetes, Serinales, Metschnikowiaceae. Gene Ontology annotation, biological process: pyrimidine nucleotide-sugar transmembrane transport. The coding region runs from base 1 to 1143 and encodes 380 amino acids.